UCCGUCCGACGCUGUGUGGAGCUGCUCCGGCCGAACGUGAACUGCGAGCAAACCAGGAGACAAAAGCAACAAAGUGACCCCCCUCCGGAUCAAUCAAAUGUGUCAUAUUUAACUAUUUCGGAGCCGAAACCAAGUGAUCACAUCACCACACUUCACACUGUGUGCAGAGGUGGAGAUCCUAAAUGGAGAAGGACAGGCAGACACCCUGUGUCCCAGACAGCUACACACAGACCACAACACCUGCUUGAGAGCUGUGGUAUCCAUGACGACAGCUGCGAAAACUGAUUUUGUUUGACAACGCAGACCUGAUUAUUCGACAUAAAACCCCAAGCUGCUACUAUGGAUGGGGAAGAGGAGGUUCCUCAUUUUGAGGACAUGGUCAGUGAACCGAAUGGCUCCAUCGAAAGCAAAAAAAGGGAGGCAAAAGGGACCUGUCUAAAAAUUGAGGGUCAGGAUGGCUAUGUGUUCAAAUCCUACAGUAUUCACCCUCAUGAGACUGCAGAGUCACCUGCUUGUUCCUCCAUAACACUGGAUAAAGACUAUCCCAAUUCUAUAUAUUUAUCUUCUCAGGGUGACAAAGAAAUGGAGUCAGACAAAGCAAAAGAGCAUGACCUAGCUUCUCCUGCUCAUUCAAACAGAAGCUUGGAGAUGGAAACUGAAGGAAAUAUAGAAAAUGAACAGUAUGAAAAUGGUAAUGAAGAAAACCAACAUAUCAAAGAGGUUGGGCAUGCAAAUGGAAUGGAGGAUGACAUUCAGGAUGAUGAUAGGUUGGCAUUUGGUAGUUCAGUUGGCCCUUUUGUAACAAGAGAUGGUGAUGACUAUAGUAAUUUCCUAAGUGGAUACACAAGUACCCUUUAUGAUGUUGCCAUGGAUGCCGUCACUCAGAGCCUUUUGUCAUCCGUUAGGAGUCAUGCCAAUCCUAGAAAAAAAUCUCCUGCAUGGAAUCACUUCUGCAUAUCGCCACGAGACAGUACCAAAGCAAUCUGUUUAUACUGCAUGAAAGAGUUUAGUCGGGGUAAGAAUGAGAAAGACCUAAGUACAAGUUGUUUGAUGAGGCAUGUACGAAGGGCUCACCCCACUGUGCUUUUACAAGAUGGUCCAGACACAUCCUCAAAUCAUCUGACUAGCUCUUUUGCCUCAUCUUUGAUACCUCCUUCCCCAACCUCACCAAAUAAUGGAGACUUGACUAAUAGUGUCAUUACUUCUGCCUCAAAGAUCACUUCACCGUCCACUUCCUCAGCUGAAAAUUCAGACUUGUCAUCCAAAGAAGUGUUACCCAAAGUUGAGCCAAAACUCGAACCGUAUAUUAACACAGACACUAUUUGCAGCAUACUCUCAUCCUCACAUUCCACUGAAAACAAUGGCGAAGACAUGUUAGACGUAGGGCCUGAACGCCUUCCUGGGACCCCAAAAAGUGCUAGUUCACGUCGCAGAUCAGCUGUAUGGAAACACUUCUACCUUUCCCCUAUAGACAGUUCCAAAGCAGUAUGUAUCCAUUGCAUGAAUGAAUUUAGUCGGGGUAAAAAUGGGAAAGACUUGGGGACGAGCUGUCUCAUUCGUCACAUGUGGAGAGCCCACAAAGAGGUUGUAAUUGAGGAAAACGGGCAGGGCAAUCAUAUUCCUCCACCUUACACAAACCCACCCUCACUUUUGUCCCGCCCACAGUUACAGGAUCCACUUGAAGUAAAAAAAGAAUCACCCUUUUUUCCAUCCUCACCAGAGACCAUGUCAGACGAAUUACCCCAAAGCAUGAAUAUUAAAGAGGAACCUGAUGAGGUGCUGGCUCUCUCAGGGCAGGAGUCUUCUCUCAAUCUCUCAUUCAGACCUCAGGGGGAGGAUACACCUUUAACGUCCUCUCCAUGUGAUCUGUCUGAGGGCCCAAGCCUCACUCUGGAUCACUCAGUUUUUCAACAAAAUAAGAAAAUAAUGAAACGAGUGAAAUCUGAAGUGUGGCACCAUUUUAUUGUGUCGCCAGUUGACCAGUUAAAAGCACUGUGCCGUUACUGUCCGUGUGUUAUCAGUAGGGGAAAAAGGGGUGACUUUGGUACAAGCUGUCUGAUGAGGCAUCUUAUGAGGCGCCAUCCAGAUGUCCUCAAGAACCAAAAAAGCACAGAUGACAAAGAAUCCUCCCCACAUCCCUUCAUCAACCUUGCUGCAACAGACGCUGUUUCUGCCCAAGAACCUGAAAGCCCUUCCAGUGAGCAGAAAACACAGGCCAUGCCUGUUUUCAGUAAAAAGACAUCAAAACUGUGGAAUCAUUUCUCCAUUUCACCUACUGACCCCACAAAGGUGGUUUGUUUGCACUGUAGCCGCACAAUAAGCAGAGGCAAAAAAACUACAAACCUUGGCACAAGCUGCCUUUUUAGGCACAUGCAGAGGUUUCAUGGACAUGUUCUUGAAAGUAAGAAUGCUAUCUCAGGUGAUGUGCCGUCUGCUGAAAUACAUGUAAAACAAGAGCUCAUGGAGACUUCUGCUUAUGAGGAGAACCCAGAGAAGUUUGAUGAACACCACCCGGUUGCCAAAAAAAUCACCAAACUUAUUGCAGAAAUGCUCGCACUGGAUCUUCAGCCAUCAGCUAUGGUGGAGAACGCUGGACUGUACAGACUACUAGAGUUUCUGCAGCCUCAGUAUUCUCUACCACCUUCUUCUUACUUACCAGCACUGCCAACCAACAUGUAUGAAAAGGUGAAGGAUGUUGUGCUGACACACCUGAAAGAGGCUGAAGGUGGUGUCGUCCACUUCACAACUAGUAUUUGGGUCAGUAGUCAGACAAGGGAAUACCUGACCCUCACUGCCCACUGGGCAACAUAUGAGUCAAGUGUCAGACCUCAGGGUCAGGACUUUCAUUGCUCCGCUCUCCUAAGUGUCUCUCAAAUAGAUUGUGAUCAUGAUAUGCAUGACAUCCCUAAACAGCUUGAAUACCUGUGGGAUUCUUGGAUCACUUCAUCAGGGCUGAAAAAGGGGUUCACUGUAACCGAUAACAACACCAUCAGAAACAUUUUAGAGGACCAUGGCCAUGUCACCAUGCAGUGUUUUGGACAUACUAUAGACCUCAUUGUUAGCGAAGCCAUAAAGAGCCAGAGAAUGGUUCAGAACCUUCUGAGUAUUGCACGAAAGAUCUGUGAACGUGUGCAGCGCUCAGCGCAGGCCAAGGAGAAGCUUGCUGAGCUCCAGAGGGUUCACCAGUUGCCAGAGAACCAGCUGAUUCAGGAUGUUCCUUCUAAAUGGAGGACCUCCUUCUUCAUGCUGGAGCGGCUGGUGGAACAGCAGAAAGCCAUUGACGAAAUGUCAAUUGAGUGCAAUUUCAGGGAAAUAAUCAGCUGUGAUCAGUGGGAGGUGAUGCUGUCAGUCUGCAAUGCACUGAAACCUUUUGAAGUCGCCUGCAGGGAGAUGAGCAACCGCACUGCCACUCUGGGACAGGUCAUACCACUCAUACACAUCCUCAACAGAAAGAUAGACAUGCUGUUUGAUGAGACCGUGGGCAUAGAUACCAUGCUGAAAUCUCUGAAGGAAGCCAUGGUCAGCAGAAUGUCCGCAACACUGCAUGACCCACGAUACACCUGGGCCACCAUGCUGGACCCACGAUAUAAGACUUCAUUGUUCACAGAGGAAGAAGCGGAGCGUUGUAAACAAGACCUAAUCCAAGAACUGGACUUGUCCUCUUCUACCUCAGAUGGAGUUGAGUUGCCACUGGCCAACGGCUGCAGUGAGCUCCCAAUGUCGUCCGAUGCCUCCGACUCAAACAAGGAAAGCCUCGGUCUCUAAUGGCUGAUGUUCGACAACCGCUAAAAAAACGAGGAAAAGUCCAAGUCUUCAGAGCUGGCAGUGCUGGAGUACCUUGAGGAAGACAUACUCGAUCAAAGCUGUGACCCCCUUGACUAUUGGAACUUGAAAAAGUUCCUGUGGCCCGAUCUUGCCAAAGUAGCUGCCCGAUACGUGGGCUGCCCUCCCAGCAUCAUCCCAGCAGAAACACUGUUUAGCACAGCAAGCGUCAACUGUGCCCUAAAUCAGCCCAGGCCUUUACUGGAAAACAUGGAGGGUCUGCUAUUCCUCAAGGUUAACCUCCCUUUGAUUUAUUUUCAGUACUGAUGAAUUUUGAGCGUUAACUUGAACACCCUUUAACAAGGACCAAGUUACAUAGCUGUGAAAUAGGGUUUUUAUGUUGAGCAGAAAUGUAAAAUAUCAAUUUAUACACUGAUUCGCAAUGCAAAGGCCAGACUUGGAGGAUUUAUUGUAUUCUGAGUACUACUGUUAAACACUUUAGAGCUGUUGUGAUAAAAAAAAAAAAAAGUCUCAGUCAAAAGUGUAUCAGGGAGGGAGGGUUUUUCUAGCUGUAGGGGUUGGUGACGUGUUUGCUUGUAAAUCAAUGUUUUACUGUUUUGUGUCUACUCUCUCCUUGUGCCUUAUCCAAAACUACUUCAGGUCAAGAUGCUGUAAAUAUUUUGUUAAAUUGCGCAGAUCAUGUCAGGAUGCUUUUGAUUAUUAUAUGGAUUAAGGAUAGAUACAGUUGUUUUCUGAAUGAAACAUGGCCCAAAAAUAAAUGCUGUGACUGAAAGUUGUGUUAAGUUAAUGUUAUUUAAUUUUCAUUGUGAAGUUGUGGCUCAUGGUACUGUCAUUUAGAAAUAGACCUUUUUUUACUUCCUUGCUGAAAUGUUUUAAUAAGAUUGUGUAUAAUAUUGCUGUAUUUUCAGAAUAAGCAGUUUGUCUGGAAUAUACAAUUUGUCUCUUAAGCACAAUUUUAGUUUAUGUCCAGGGGAUUAAAUUAUGGGUUUAUUAUUGAGUAAAACAAUGUACUGUACAUUUUUAUAUUAAAUUACUUCUGAACCUAAUUUGAUAAAUGUUUUAGCAUUGAGACUGGAACCAUGCAAAUUUUGUGGUCAUUUGUAAAUAAAGGUUUUUCCUUAUGCGAUA
This is a messenger RNA of Sphaeramia orbicularis (orbiculate cardinalfish), 4911 nucleotides long. It is a transcript of the gene zbed4, whose product is annotated as zinc finger, BED-type containing 4. Gene Ontology annotation, molecular function: protein dimerization activity; DNA binding. NCBI's taxonomy places the organism in Eukaryota, Metazoa, Chordata, Actinopteri, Kurtiformes, Apogonidae. The record is from RefSeq and is a predicted model, not a curated record.